Patiria miniata (bat star) is the source of this 1728-nucleotide messenger RNA. RefSeq names its product polyamine-modulated factor 1-like. The transcript has 5 exons. Gene Ontology annotation, biological process: chromosome segregation. The coding region runs from base 38 to 715 and encodes 225 amino acids. The record is from RefSeq and is a predicted model, not a curated record. Gene Ontology annotation, cellular component: MIS12/MIND type complex. Lineage: Eukaryota; Metazoa; Echinodermata; Asteroidea; Valvatida; Asterinidae.
UUCUUUGAGCCAGGGAAUUCGCGCGGUUCUUCAAAAUAUGGCGACCGGAUCGGACGAGAGUGUAAACAGUGCGACGGAAACGUCAAAGAAUGAAGCAUCGACCAUGUCGACGCGUGAUUCUACGCUGGUAGUUUCCAGAGCAGGAGAAGGAAUGACUGAUGAAGGCUCUCACAUGAUUCGCCUAAGGGAUGCACUUCAGAAAACUGUCAAAAAAUGUCUAGAGGCAGGGAGAUACAGCACUUUUGGCCGAAGCUACUACUUUGCACACGAGAAGAGACCAGAGGCUUUAAGAAGCAUCAGAGAACAAUUCCUGGAAAAUCUGGAAUCAUCUAUUCAGAAAGAAUUGGAGUUGAUGAUUGAUGAGGAAGGUUUAGUGAAACUCUUCAAUGAAUUGGAUCAGCACAUACAAGACGCACCAACGCAGCUAACAAAACCGGCAUGGAGACCUUCAGGUGACCCAGUGGAGGAUUCUCGCGCCCAUCUCAUCCAACCCAAACUCAGAGAGAAGGAAAGAUUGGAGCAUCUCUUAGAUCAGAUUGAGCAAGAGAACAAACGAUUACAUCAAGCAGUACUACCACGCAAGCAACAUCUGCUCGACACUAAACAGAAGAUCACCGAGAAAAUGAAAACGUUUGACAGGGCUGCAGCUGCAUGUAGGAAGAUUCCAGAAGAUGAAAUGGAAGAGAUGAGUGCAACAUUGUCUGGCGCCAUCUAGUGGUGAUUCUUGGGCGAAACAAGGGUAUGAGAUGAUUUGAGCAUGGAGAAAAAUGUAUAUUUCUUGCAAUCAUUGUAUCUCAUACGAAGUUGUAAAGUUGUACAUUAGUUAUUUAAGUUUUGUAAAUUAUUACCUUUCAAGCCAUUUUUAAGGUGCAAACCUGUGCUCUUCAAAACAAUUUUUUCUUCUCCUUUCAAAGGUUCAAUUUGUUUGUCGUCUUUUAACAAAAAACUACUUAUACAGAUCUUGGGUGUCUGCAACCUUCCGAAAAGGGGAUAUCGUUUUUGUGCACAAAUGACCCCCCCCCCCCCCCCCCCCCACGAGAGCGGAAUUAUUGUCUGGAAGGCAAUAAUGUGAUUUUUAUGAAGAAAUAAUUCAAUAACUAACUAUUGGUUGAUUUUUGGGUUCGAUGUUUUAUUCAAAAGUUAAUAACUUAUUAAAUUUCUUCGAAAAUAGAAAUUGAAAAAUCAAAUAUAUUUUUUGAUGUAACCCUAAAAAAACAAAACACAUGGGGAAUGCAUUAAUUUGUACAUGUACGUUUGUUAAGCAGUCUUGAUUCACAUGUACAUUUGUAUAUACACAUUACUGGUUUUCUUUCAUCUAAAAUAGAUUAUGAAGUUAUUAGUACAUAAUCAAGAAGUAAGUGCUAAAUGGAAGAAAGUAUUCAUAAAUUGGAUAUUCUCAUAAAAUAUAUAUUAGGUAAAAUAUUAAAUAAAACACAAUGUGAUCGAAAUUUGUCAAAGCUUGAUAGAUUUAAUCAAAUUAUAAUCAGAUUUCAGAAAUUGGCAAUUGAUAUAUGAAUUUGCAAAUUGUUUUUAGCAUUAUAGCAAAAGUUGCUAUGUAUACUGACAAAUCAUUCAAAUAAUAAUUAGACCUUCAUUAGCUGUCAAGAAAUUGCGCUAAAAUUUGCAUUUUAUCUUACUUGUAUUGAUUCCCGCCACCUUUAAGGCUACUUAAAAUCACAAAACCUUUCUCAAUAAGCAAAUAAACCAACAUAAUAACGUAAUCUGUAA